AUGAAAUUAGUUGAUAUAUUCCCUUACACUUGGUUAUGUCUAAGAACACUUUUGACGAUCCCAGUUACAGUAGCAUUCGAUGAACAAAGUUUCUCUAAACUUAAAUUAAUAAAAACUUAUUUACGUUCCUCAAUAACAGAUGAUAGGAUCUCGUCGUUAGAAACUCUGUCAAUUGAAAAUGAUUUAGUCCAAAAAGUUAAUUAUGAAAAAGCAAUCAAAUAG
Messenger RNA from Cinara cedri, 222 nucleotides. The record is from the annotation of a GenBank genome assembly. NCBI's taxonomy places the organism in Eukaryota, Metazoa, Arthropoda, Insecta, Hemiptera, Aphididae.